Leptidea sinapis is the source of this 2793-nucleotide messenger RNA. RefSeq names its product ceramide synthase 6. The transcript is spliced from 8 exons. Gene Ontology annotation, cellular component: membrane. The coding region runs from base 124 to 1242 and encodes 372 amino acids. Gene Ontology annotation, molecular function: sphingosine N-acyltransferase activity; DNA binding. Lineage: Eukaryota; Metazoa; Arthropoda; Insecta; Lepidoptera; Pieridae. The record is from RefSeq and is a predicted model, not a curated record. Gene Ontology annotation, biological process: ceramide biosynthetic process.
ACUUGUUAGAGAAAUAGUGGACUUUUGUUUUGUGCGAACUGCGAAGAGACACUUUAAAAUAAAUUAUUGUAUUUCAAAUGAUAAGUUGACAGAGGACUAUUGUUACUUUUGUAAAAUAGUGUAAUGUUGCGGUAUUUAUUGGAUAAGUUUUGGGACGAAGAUAUUUGGCUUCCGCCGAACACAACAUGGAAUGACAUAGCUCCAGGUCCUGAAAAAUCUGUAAUUUAUAAUGAUCACAGACACCUUCUGUAUCCAAUACCUUUAGCGUUUUGCCUUCUUGGUAUAAGGUAUCUUAUGGAAAAGUACUGGUUUGCACCAUUUGGUAUAUUACUAAAUAUAAAAAAUACCAGAUCCAAGAGAGCACCAAAUAUACCUAAACUAGAAUCAGCAUAUCAGGAGAGCUCAAAACUCAAACACAAAAAGUUAUGUGCCUUAUCAAAGCAGCUGGAUAUGUCGGAGCGGCAGGUGGAACGCUGGUGGCGUCUUCGGAGGAGCCAGGAUAAGCCCUCGACUCUGGUCAAGUUCUGCGAAAAUUCAUGGAAAUGCACAUUCUGCCUUUAUAAUUUCUCGUAUGGCCUGUUUAUAUUAUGGGAUAAGGAGUGGCUUUGGGAUAUCGAUCAGUGCUAUAUUGGAUAUCCCCACCAGGGCGUGACUUACGACAUAUGGUGGUACUACAUGGUAUCUUCAGCGUUCUACUGGUCGCUGACCAUAUCCCAGUUCUGGGACGUGCGCCGCAAGGACUUCUGGCAGAUGUUCAUCCACCACAUCGCCACCAUCGCUCUGUUUUCUUUCUCUUGGGUGUGCAACCUCCAUCGUAUCGGGACCUUGGUGCUAAUCUGUCAUGACUGUGCUGAUAUAUUUUUAGAGGCUGCUAAGGCCGCCAAGUACGCCAACUACCAGAAGCUGUGCGACCUGCUGUUCGCCGUCUUCACCGCGGUGUGGAUCGUUACCAGGAUAGGGAUUUACCCGUUCUAUAUUAUAUGGAGCACGUCGAUCCGAGCACCAAUGCUCCUGCCCAUGUUCCCGGCGUACUACAUCUUCAACUCGCUGCUGUGUCUGCUGCUGGCACUGCACAUCGUGUGGACCUGGCUUAUAUUGCAACUUGUAUAUAACUCUAUCAGCGCAGGAAAGAUGGAAGGUGACAUCCGCAGCUCCAGUUCAGAUAUGAGCGACAGUCCUCCGUCCGCUAACCACUCGAACCAACACACGCCGCACCGGAGCACCGGCAAAAAAGACGCGUAAAUACCCACCGGUGUUCUGGACAACCCAAUACUUAACGAGCUUAUAGCUACUUGCCACUGAAUAAUUUUAUGUACUUACCUAAUGUUAAUGUGUGAUUAGGUAACUUCUAAAUAAUACAGGUUCUGUUCGUAACACCUAGAAUUGCCAAAUAUGUUGUUUAAUAUCUAUCUUUGGAUUCAACUACGGUCGCGGAGCAGACAAAAAUUGGGACAUUAACUGUUCACUUUUUGUUUCGGUUUCGGUGCAUAUCAUAUCAGAAUAAGAAGAGAAGUAGACCUUUGAAAAGAGGCUGGGCUCGCUUCACCGUUGUUCGCUAGUGGUCCGAGUACGUCCGCCUCGGUACAUAACCGGUAGAUAUGUAUCGGCCACACGCACCGACCUCAACAAUCCAAUUCAAAAUCUACGGAAUUAUAAAAAAGAGUAAAUUAUCACAAAUAUAUCAUGUACGUGUUGUCGUUUCGCGAGCAUGCUUUGAUGACACUAUGGCCGGCCCAUUAAUCGCAGGUGUGUAUCUAAAAAUUCGUAUCCCAUUGGUAGAAAAGUAUAUAGGUAGGGCUCCGGCGACCAUAGAUAAUAUAUUUGAAUUAUCUAUUUAAUAAAUGUAAUAAAACAAAUUAUGUAUAUACCAAAGAUAAGGUUUGGUUUUUGAGAACUGAUAAUGUUACGACAAGAUUAGAUAACUAAAGUGCCUUUGAAUGUUUAAGUGGCGCCUAAAAACAUUUAUAUUCCAGGUGUAAUAGUGACAAACCGUAUUACAAUUUUAUAUAUUAAUUUUAAAAAAAUCUUAUUGUGAUGUGUUCAAUACUUAAUUGCACAAGUAACACGUUGCAAAUUGUGUUUUAUAUUGAGAUUGUUAAACUUACUUUAAGGGAUGAUUCCGUCGCAUUGUGUUGCCGGCGGUCGCUUCACUAUUUAUUUUACUUUAUAUUAUUUGGACACUGUAAUGGCCGUUCAGAUUAGUCGUUAUAAUAAAGUGUCAUAAUGAUAUGUCAAUUAGUUAAAAAAAAAUCCCCUGGAGAACAACAAUUGUGUUUUUAUGACCGGCCAUCGCAGCGGCCCAAAAUAAUUGUAAAGUUAUUAAUUUGCUGGUGUGAAAGCGAAAACAUAUUUGGGAAUGUCAUCGCUCGGAGCUGAAAUAGUAGGUACAUUGUGGCACAAGAGCGGGGGGAUGUUGACCUACCCGCACACCCGUGUAUCACUCGACGUUUUAUAAUACACUUGUGGGAAAUAGUAGAAAACAAACAAAAAAUUCAAUAUGUUUAUUUCAAUAUACUUUCAGAAAGUGGCGUGUUUUUAUAACGAAACUAGUGAACGGGAUCGUUCGUGUGAGUUUGUUAAAUUUUUGACAAAUGUGAAAAUAAUUAAAUUAAAAGUGGUAAUUGAAUUCUUGUUAUAUAUAACCAUUUAAAAUAAUUUCGAGAAUUCAGUGCUCAAACGUAAUAACUCAUUCAUUUUCCUUCGUACAAAAUCUAUUUGAUUUUAUUUUAUCUAUGAAAACUUCUUGCUAUAAAACUUUUUAAAAUAAGUAAUAAAUUUAAAAGUAAACUUUAA